CUUUUUAGUCAGCGUGAUGUCUUUGAGCUACGUGGAUUUCGGGAUCAACCAAAAUUCAUGUGUAGUGUUUUCGUAAUGAAAAAUAUGACAAGUAGAUGAGUGUUAACCCUUUUUUACAUUUUCUGUUAGUAUGCAUUAUGAUCGUAUUUUUUUCCGAUUUGUUAUUUUUUGGUUCUAGUUUUACUUUCGCGUUUAUCAAAAGGUAUCUAAAAUCUUUGUUCAAGUCCAUACUUCAGUAGAUGUGUCAUUUGCAAAAUGAUGCAAGGUGAUGAUCUGGUAUCCAGUCCUGUCUCUAGAAGCAAUGCAAUUGUUUUAGCAUGGAAAAGAUUACAGCAGAUCUACCAGAAGAAGUUAGAUGACGUGACGCCCUACGCAGUGGCUCGGUGGGUGUUUGCUGCCUUGUUGACUGUAGGGUUCCUAGCCAGAAUAUUUAUCCUCCAGGGUUGGUAUAUUGUGACGUAUGCUCUGGGAAUAUAUCAUUUAAAUUUGUUUAUUGCUUUCCUCACGCCAAAGAUUGACCCUGCCUUAGAUUUUGAAGACGAUGGGCCAGCACUGCCGACGAGGUCGAACGAGGAGUUCCGCCCGUUCAUCCGGCGGCUGCCAGAGUUCAAGUUCUGGUAUUCGGUGACAAAGUCGACGGUGAUUGCGGUGAUCUGCACGUUCUUCGACUGCUUCAACAUUCCUGUGUUCUGGCCCAUCCUCGUCAUGUACUUCUUCACGCUGCUGUGCAUCACCUUGAAGCGGCAGAUCAAGCAUAUGAUCAAAUAUCGGUAUCUCCCGUUCACCCACAGCAAGCCAAAAUACAAGGGCUUUCAAGACACUGGCAAGUCUGAAAACGAGGCUUUCGUGCCAGGAGCUGUCAGAGAAGAGUGAUGUAAUCUGCGCUCAUCGUCAAAUUCUGUUUUCAAGACAUUAAAAAGAAAGUUUUAAAAUAAAUCCACCAGCAUUUUUCUUGAUAAUCAGCUACAGUCCAGUAUUACUGUUAUUUGCUACUAAUGUUUUUCUUCUGGCAGUUGGGUUUUUGGUUACUUUAUUGCGAAUACAAUGUUGGCAUACAAAGUGUUACCAGUUUAACAUGAAGCACAGAAUUAUUUGUGUACUCUUAGAUCUUUACCAUGUUUUUCUGCAAAAGUUUUUGUAUUUUAUCAUGUGUACUGAGUACUUUAAUGUUCAGUACCCAAUACCAAAAUUUAUAAAACAGGGAUUCACAAAUAAAUCUUGAUUUCAAAGUUAUAUUAGAAAACUAGAAACUUUCCCAGUUUAAUUCUGAGCCAGUUAUGUUUAAUAUUGUUAUGCAAAGUCAGACGUAUCUGUCUCAAAAUUUUUUGUCUAUUGAAUAAUUUUGAUUGUGUGUACUGGGCACAUUUAUUAUUGUUUUUAGUUCAAUGUAUAUUUCUUCUUGUAUGAAAUGUAGAGAAAAAUCUCCUGUUUCAGCAAUGACGAUGGAAGUAAAAUGUUUUAUUUAUCUGAAAA
Bacillus rossius redtenbacheri is the source of this 1473-nucleotide messenger RNA. Its product is annotated as protein RER1. Gene Ontology annotation, biological process: protein retention in ER lumen; retrograde vesicle-mediated transport, Golgi to endoplasmic reticulum. Lineage: Eukaryota; Metazoa; Arthropoda; Insecta; Phasmatodea; Bacillidae. The record is from RefSeq and is a predicted model, not a curated record. The transcript is spliced from 7 exons. Gene Ontology annotation, cellular component: Golgi membrane. Bases 256 to 873 code for a protein of 205 amino acids.